This is a messenger RNA of Ostertagia ostertagi, 399 nucleotides long. The record is from the annotation of a GenBank genome assembly. Lineage: Eukaryota; Metazoa; Nematoda; Chromadorea; Rhabditida; Trichostrongylidae.
GUUCACCGGAUACGCGCGGCUCACCCGACAUCAGAAACCCACGUUCUCCGCGGUGGAAGGCUGUUAGGCGAACUAUACCCAUUGCGAGCAUUUGGUGAUGUCCGGUUCAAGUGGCCCUUAGAUUUACAAAAGGUUGUUUUGGAACCGUUAGGUAGUCCAGCUCCUCCCAAUCUUCACACUCCUCCUUACCUCACGGUAUCACCAGAGGUACUCUACCAUAAACUAACGCCUAACGAUAAGUUUUUGGUGUUAGCGUCGGACGGCUUGUGGGAAUGGCUCGAUCCGGACACUGUUGUACGACUCGUAUAUGACCAUACAGUCGGAACGAUGACGCUGCUUCCAUAUCAACCGAAAAGUGGCUCGUCACUUAAGCAGGUAAACCUUAACGUUGUGAAUUGA